CAUGUUGAAGAGUUGGCCAGCAAGCCACGGACGAAUUAACGCUUGCAGUAGUGAGGAGUGGACCGAAAUUUCAACGCGGUGAAUAGUGCCGCUCAGUGCUGUUUUGUGGUUGUGUGCAAAUGUUCGCUGCUCGUUGUUGAUCGUUGAUCCUGUGUACCGCAAUAAAAGAUCGCUUGUGCGUUAAAACGUAUGUUGUUGGUAAAAUAGAAACAAAGUGCCGGUUGAAAACAAAACAAUAACAAAUGUGUAACAAUCUAUAGCGAGCUGGUGUAAACAUAUGAAAUGAAAGCUCCAGGCUGAAAAAAAAAUUCCGAGAAAGCCAAAAUAAAAUUUUUUUUUAAAUAUAACAAAAGCAGCAAAACAAUGCCAAAUAAGUGAUAGCAAGUAGAAAAAGCACAAUGCAAUAGAAAACGGAAAGUAAUCAAAAAAAAAAAACAUAACACGUGAUAAAACUUAAAUAUUCAUAGAAAACUAUUGUUUUUAUUUUGGUUGCAAAGUUUUGCUACCUUUCUAAAAUAAAUCAAUUAGAGCAGCCAAAGAAACUUACAAGAAGAACAACAUCAAAGUGUAUGAAAAGUGCAAGCAGUGAAUUGAGUAAAUCCAGCCACAUACAUAUAAACACAUAAACAAAUAAAUUCUUUGUAGAAAAAUGUGUACGUGCUCCCGCCACUAAAUAUUUUCAUUCAUAUUAUUUGUGCGUCUAUGCAGCGUUCGGAGUCAAAUUGCGUUCAAUGCAAGCACUCACAUACACAUGUGUACAUGUACAUACAUAAGUAGUUACGUCACUGUGUGAAAUCAGCACAUUUAUUUAUUAUUGCCACGGCCAAAAAUUAAAAAAAAAAAAUCACUACAAACUACACAAUAGCUGCGUCGGUGAAUAAAUACAUUUGCAUGUGUAUGCAUUACCUACGUAAAAAAUAUAAACUUAUAUAUAUUUGUGCAUUUAAAACCACAAGUACAUUUUCCACUCCCGAUCGCCUCAACUGUCGACUGUGGGUCUUCGCAUAAAAAAAAGUUCAACUUAUUCACUCAUCUGGGCUUGUGGAUUUCAGUUGCGGUUUUUGGUGUGGUUUGUUGUUGUGGUAUUUUUUUUUUCUAUUUUAUUUCAUUUGGCACUGCACUGCUCACAUCAAUUUAACGGUAAUGACAACACGCGGUAUUCGACGCAAGAAAUCGACUUUGACAGAAUUAAAAAUUGCUGUCGUUGGAGCGCCGAGCGUUGGGAAGAGUGCUUUGAUUGUGCGUUUCCUCACCAAGCGUUAUAUUGGUGAAUAUGAUCAUCAAACAGAAAAUCGAUAUAAACACGAAGCGAUGGUGGAGGGAGAGCCGGUGCUGUUCGAAUUACUAGACACAUGCCCCAAGGCCGAUGACGAACUUCCCAAUGCCGCCGAAUUAUUGCAAUGGGCUGAUGGCCUUCUACUAGUCUACUCCAUAACCGAUCGUAGCUCAUUUAAUUACAUUCGACGCGCAAAAUCAGACCUGCAAUCAGAUACACCCGUUCAGUUGGUGGCUAACAAAGUGGAUAUGGUGCAUUUGCGUCAGGUUAGCCGUGACGAAGGUGAAAUACUAGCCAAAGACUUUGAAUGUAAGUUCAGUGAAGUGUCGGCGGCGGAUCAUGUCGAUCAGGUGGCGGAAGUUUUCCACGACCUGUGCAAGGAAGUGUUGGCGUCGAAGCGAAAAUCGAAACAGAGCCUCUUGGAACGUAUGCUAGGCGGUGCACGACCCUACAGUCGAGGGAAAAGUGAUAGCAAUUUGCCGAAGGACUGAUACUUGUUGCUAACACUAUUUAGUGGAAACUAGAAAGUAGGCAGAAAGCUGUUCGUAUAUAUAAAACUGUUGUAGCAAUGAAUUUAUAAUGUCGCGGUUUUGAGUAAAGUGACACAAUUAUUUAGUUGAUACUUAUAAUUUUAGGAAAAUUGAUAAAUAUUCUACGAAGGGUUUUCUCAAAUGUACUAUUUAUAGUUUGGCAUAUUUUUAUUUUUUUGUAUUUUCUACUGUAUGAAUUUCCGAUUU
Messenger RNA from Anastrepha obliqua, 2013 nucleotides. RefSeq names its product ras-related and estrogen-regulated growth inhibitor. Lineage: Eukaryota; Metazoa; Arthropoda; Insecta; Diptera; Tephritidae. Gene Ontology annotation, molecular function: GTPase activity; GTP binding. The record is from RefSeq and is a predicted model, not a curated record. The coding region runs from base 1144 to 1767 and encodes 207 amino acids. The transcript has 5 exons.